AUGCUCUCGAACAGUCCAGAUCGCCCGACAACUGCAUCACCACCAGGACCGCCUUCUUCUCAGUCGUCAUCCGUGGGGUCUUGCUACACCUCUGACUCCUCGAGAGCCUCGUUCCAAGCGCGCCCCACACUCUCUGAUCCUUCCUCGAGCUCUACCAGCCUGGCUAGCGCCUGCGAUCGAACCGUCGCACUUACCAAGCGCACUGCUCAGACCAUAAUCACCAGCCCGAUAUUGAUCACACACCACGGAGCUAUCGAGCAUCACCCUGAAGAACUUUUUCCGGGCAAAACGAGUCACUCCGGUUUAGCUUCCCGUGCUUCGCCUCUAGCCGAUUAUUCCCGCACCCGCACAAUGCAACCACUCGCGAGUGACUCUAGCGGGACAGGCCAUCUUGAUGUAUUUCGGCAUGCCGGCUCUUCCAACAACAUCACAUUUGAUCCUUCUCCACACGCCACCCGCGAGGCACAGCAUUUCGACAGUCCAGACAACCAUGCACCCGCACCAAAGGCUCGCCGUACCAGUCCUGGCGGAUCGCGAACCUCUGGUAACUUCGACCCUUUGCAUAAUGCGGCCCCAACCGAUCACAGUGCCAACUCGCACCCACUUGCAGGCGCUUCUGCGUACGCACACAUAAGCAGUGACGCAUCGCCAUUUAUGCCAUCGACGUCCUCUAGCAACACGACACAAGAAACCGGCUCCUCGACAGGAGUUUCAUGGAACAGCACGGUAGCGAGCGACAAACCGCCAGAUUCUGUCCCAGGCCCCCAACCCCGUUGGCCGUCUUCGGACGCGUUGCAGUCGCAUGUAACUCAGACCUUGCACGCGUCUACCACGCCUUCGCCCCGUACGCAAGACGGUGGCACUGUUUCGGUUCCACAUGAUUCCCAUGCGGCAAUAUCGAAGAAGUCUGCUUCUCCUCAGGCGUCAUCCGUCUCUCUGACGGAUCGGAGCGAAGGAGCCAUCAGAUCAAAGCAUCCAACGCUGCCCAAGAUGGACCUGGCUGCUUUCUCUCCGCAGGAGCUGCUCAAGAUUCUCGCCAUGCUGCUGCACGAGAUUGCAACUGCCAACGACGAGUUUCAGCCGGAUGGAGGCAAGGAGGAAUCGUCACGAAGCAGGAGAGCCGGUCGUAGUCGCGACCGUUCGGCGCCUCCCACGCCUGUGGGAUCGAGCGAGGCUAAUGACGCUUCUGCAGUCCGUGGAUAUGCGGCUCCUCCUGGCUCGCACCUGUCAUUUAGCGAUUCGCGGCGCCCCUCGGUGACCACAGCAGCUCUGGGCGCGCUCGCUACCCCAUCGAGCACCUUGUGCUUCCACGCGCGCAACGUACCUAGCAUCAGCAUCGAGUCAUACCUCUUGCGAAUCCUCAAGUACUGCCCGACCACCAACGAAGUGUUUCUGAGCUUGCUCGUCUAUUUUGACCGCAUGAGCAGAAUGGGCACAGGCGCAAAGCCAGGUGCCAAUGGCGAAGGAGAGGUGGCAGGUGAAGCAGCUGGUCUACCACGCGCUAUCGAGCGCGCUACAGGCCAGCAGGAUCUAGGUCUGGAAAUGUCGACGCGGCAGUCGGACGGCUCAUCGACCAAGGACGAGCCAUCGUACACGCAUCCAGGGAUCCGUGGGUUUGCCAUUGACAGCUACAACGUGCAUCGCUUGGUAAUCGCCGGCGUGACGGUGGCGAGCAAGUUUUUCAGCGACGUUUUCUACACCAACAGCCGCUACGCCAAAGUCGGUGGACUGCCACCGCACGAGCUCAAUCAGCUCGAGCUGCAGUUCCUGCUGCUCAACGAUUUCCGUUUGACGAUUCCGCUCGAAGAGAUGCAACGAUACGCAGAUCAGCUCCUAAUGUACGCGAGCGGAAGACCGGAAAUGGCCAAGAUCACAAAGACAGUGAGUUCGAGCGUAACUUCCAGCAGCUCCACGUCGAGCGCCAACGUUACGUGCGACACUGAUUCGGCCGUACCCGCGGCUGCAAAUUCGGAACGUACAACUGCCGUAACCACCGUGAUUCCGAGCGAGGUUCACGAGAACGAAGGCGACGUGCAGAUGUCGGACGCCUAG
This is a messenger RNA of Mycosarcoma maydis (corn smut), 2052 nucleotides long. RefSeq lists its product as uncharacterized. The record is from RefSeq and is a predicted model, not a curated record. Lineage: Eukaryota; Fungi; Basidiomycota; Ustilaginomycetes; Ustilaginales. Gene Ontology annotation, cellular component: cyclin-dependent protein kinase holoenzyme complex; nucleus. Gene Ontology annotation, biological process: regulation of cyclin-dependent protein serine/threonine kinase activity. The transcript has a single exon. Gene Ontology annotation, molecular function: cyclin-dependent protein serine/threonine kinase regulator activity; protein kinase binding. Bases 1 to 2052 code for a protein of 683 amino acids.